Messenger RNA from Osmerus eperlanus (European smelt), 2571 nucleotides. RefSeq names its product solute carrier family 16 member 4 (gene slc16a4). The transcript is spliced from 10 exons. Bases 565 to 2352 code for a protein of 595 amino acids. Gene Ontology annotation, cellular component: plasma membrane. Gene Ontology annotation, biological process: monocarboxylic acid transport; transmembrane transport. Gene Ontology annotation, molecular function: monocarboxylic acid transmembrane transporter activity. The record is from RefSeq and is a predicted model, not a curated record. Lineage: Eukaryota; Metazoa; Chordata; Actinopteri; Osmeriformes; Osmeridae.
CUCACGACUUAUCAACGAGCCUGAAAACUAUCUAAAAACUGCUGCUGUGUCAACAAGUUCAGCCGAAUGGUCCUGCGAGUUAAGUUUUGGUUUGACAGCAGAUGUUUUUGUUAAUUGAAGGUUUACAAUAAGGUUUCAAUCACGUGGCUGUCCCUGUGAAGGCUUUGGUUCAUGCAACCCAACCCACCAUUACCAGAAUGGCGUGGAGGGAUGAUGAGAGGCGUAACCCUGAACUAUAUAGCCGACAGAUAGUGCGAAAGUUAUGGCACGGUCCUCUUCGAGGGUAAAGGUCCUUCUGCGUCGACUUUUGAGAAAGCACGACGUACCACAGAAACAUCUUUUUCUGAACGGAACUGGAUGGCACGCGCACCCCCGUACGAACUAGGUCGGUCGCAGAUAAGUUUUUUUUUAUUGACCAUUAAACUGUGUCCAGGUGAUGGAGAAUUAAGGUAUGAGGCUCAUCUGGAAGCAGCUAUAGAUUUUAACUCCUUAGACACAACCUGAGGAUGACGUCUAUAUAGGACCUUUGGCAUCUCCCUGCUGUAUCAACUUCUCAAUCCAAUCAUGCUACCUAAAGACCACAACAGUGAAGCCAAGGCAGCCAAGAUCAGCCUGUUUCAAGGGGGUGCUGUCAAGGAGAAGGAGAAGGAAAAGGAGACAAAGAUCCAGUACGUGGACCCUCCAGACGGAGGCUGGGGCUGGAUGGUGGUGCUGCACUGCUUCCUGGUCAACGUGCUGGUGAUGGGGACCUUAAAGACCUUCGGCCUUUUCUUUGUGGCGUUCCAGGAUGAGUUUGGAGGUUCGGCAGAGAGCAUUAGCUGGAUUGGCUCUAUCAUGUCCAGUCUACGGCUCUCCGCAGCUCCCCUGGCGUCUGUGUCCUGUGCCAAGCUGGGGACAAGAGUCACCUCCAUAGCUGGGGCAGUGCUGGUCAGUGGAGGGUUUCUCACCAGCAUAUUUGCCUCCAGUGUGACCUUUCUCUACAUCAGCAUGGGACUGAUUGUUGGUCUUGGUUUUGCCCUGCUGUACCAAGCUACCUCUGUCAUCAUUGCAAUGUACUUCCGAAAACGACUAGCGACGGCAUAUGCUAUUGGACGCUCUGGGAUGGGUUUGACCUUUGCCCUGGCACCCUUCACUCAGCUGCUCCUUGAGCAGUAUGCCUGGCAAGGAACUCUGCUCAUCUUAGGGGGCCUCAUGCUGAACCUGGUGGCCACCGGGAUGCUGCUCCGACCCAUCCACAUCCGCCCUUCCACCAUCUCGCCCUCCUCCACCUCCACCUCCGCCAAGAAAAGCCCCUCCGUCUCCCCCAGGAGUCCAGAGAAGGACCACACCAAGAACGGGCGCGCGAACGGCACCUCCACACCCUUAACCAACGGCUUUGCCAAAGUGGACCCCUCCUCUCCCUCCCCUCCCCUGCCAUCCCAUCACUGGGAGAAGGAGAUCUCAGAGAAAUCCCCCCUCGGCCCUGGAUCCCAGUGCCCCCCACAAAAUCCUGAACUGACCCGGCUGGUUGUGAACGGCUCGAACGGGCACGACUCUGGCGGGGGGGGGAAGGGGCAGAGUCUCGACGACUUGGCGGAGACCAACGGAAGCCUGAACGGCUCGGUGGCCGUCGGGUUCUCGCCGCGCGCUGGCACUCCCUGCGAACCUCCCGUCACAAAGGCCAAAGUUUUGGACUUCUCGCUCUUGAAGGACCCUUUCUUCUGUAUCUACACCUGGUCUCUGGUCUUCAGCCAGCUGGCCUAUUUCAUCCCUUACUUCCACCUGUCAGCACGAGCCAGGAACCUGGGCAUCGACGCCAUGGACGCCUCCUUCAUCAUCUCAGUAGCAGGUAUCACAGAGACCAUAGCUCAGCUGGGGUCUGGCUGGCUGGCGGACAGGAACCUGCUCCACAAGUACCACUACCACAAGGCCUACCUUAUCCUCUGCGGGGUGGUGAACCUGUUCUCGCCCCUGGCCGACUCCUUCAUUCUGCUUAUGGUUUAUGCGGUCUUCUUCGCCAUCUUCUGCGGAGGCUACAUGGCACUGCUGCUGCCCGUCCUGGUGGACCUGGUGGGCCAAGAGAAGCUCAACAACUCCAUGGGCUUCUCCAUGUUCUUUGUGGGUCUGGGCUGCCUCACAGGCCCCCCCCUCGCAGGCUUCCUGUAUGACUACACCCAGACGUACGACUGCUCCUUCUACCUGGCGGGCAUCUGCUAUCUCCUCUCCUCCGUCUCUCUGUUCCUGGAGCCCUUGGCGAGGCGCUGGGAGGCCCGCCAGAAACGAGCGUUGGCCCGCCGCGUCGACACGGGCUGGAAGACCAACGGAUGCUUCUGUCCAGAACCUCCUCACAACGGUGCCACCUCGUCUCCCUAACAGUCCCAAUGCAGUCUUAAAACAUACCUACGCCAGCGUGGGGACCUUGAUGUCCUUUCAACGGUUAGAGAAGGAGCAUCAGAUGGAUAGAGGGGGAAAUGAGUAUGACCACCAUAGGACAAGGCCCGGUCAUGGAUGUAACAGAGACUUCCUUUUCACCAGAACGAUGAAUCCUGCUUGGUAACUUUUGAUCAUAAGCCAAAAUCACAUUUCGUGCUA